Messenger RNA from Octopus sinensis (East Asian common octopus), 2970 nucleotides. RefSeq names its product zinc finger protein 271-like. The transcript has 2 exons. The coding region runs from base 618 to 2642 and encodes 674 amino acids. NCBI's taxonomy places the organism in Eukaryota, Metazoa, Mollusca, Cephalopoda, Octopoda, Octopodidae. The record is from RefSeq and is a predicted model, not a curated record.
GCAUGCGUUGCAUAUAAUACACACACAGAUGAAUGAACCCCAUUCAGAUGUCAACAAUACAGCCUCCACUAUUAUUGGUAAUGCGCAUGUACAACCGGAUGUCUAAUCUAAUAUUGGCAAUGGAAUGUCUGCUAAACAAUUUCGGCAGAAAUCGUAAUUUACUGACAGACAAGUACUCAUGUUUAUACAGUGCAUUGUAGGACACAUAUGUGUUUACUAACAACGUAGAUCACUAUCAAUGACUAAAUAAUUACUGUGAUUUAUACGAGAAUUAUCAGAUGACAUUGGUGUAAAAGUAUUUCCUCAGAUGUAUCAUCAAUAUUUAUCAUUUAAAAAGUAAAAGGAUUUGUUACACAGGAUGGAUAACAUUCUGCUUCUAUAAAUUUGUGAUGGAAUUGGUGUGAAAUAUUGUUGUUGUGACCUGAGACCAUUAGUAAAAUUCUUCUACAUCCCUGCUAGGAAUAUGUUUGCCAGUUGGUUGUUUUGUUAUUAAACACAGAGAUGUUUUCACAAGAGAUUGCAGUAUCUUCAGACACCAACAAAGAUCACGUUCUAUGGAAUUGUAGCAGUUGAAAUAAUUGUUAAGAAAAUACAAGAAGAAACGAGGAGGAAUAAUUAUGGAAAAGGAAUUCUGUGAGAAGCCAAUUCAAAUUAAAACAGAGAUUGAAAGCAUUGAUUUUGCUGAUGAGAUGCUGAAAGAGAUAAAAGAAGGAUCAUGUUCCCCUGAUAUCUAUACAGAGUCAUUCUCUCAAAAACGUAACCCAACUGAUCCCAAAUAUAUUCAUACCAGAGGGAAACCAUAUAAUUGUGACAUCUGUGGCAAAUCAUUCUCUAAAAAUAGUAACUUAAAUACUCACAAACGUAUUCAUACAGGAGAGAAACCAUUUCAUUGUAAUAUCUGUGGUAAAUCAUUCUCUACAAGUGGUAACUUAACUAGUCACAAACGUAUUCAUACGGGAGAGAAACCACAUCACUGUGAUAUCUGUGGUAAAUCCUUUUCUGAAAGAGGUACCUUAAAUAGUCACAAACGUAUCCAUACAGGAGAGAAACCAUACUCCUGUGGUACCUGUGGAAAAUCAUUCUCCGAAAGAGGUACCUUAAAUACUCACAAGCAUAUUCAUACAAGAGAGAAACCACAUCACUGUGAUAUCUGUGGUAAAUCAUUUUUUAACAUCGGUGCCUUAAAUACCCAUACACGUAUUCAUACAGGAGACAAGCCAUAUUAUUGUGAUAUCUGUGGUAAAUCAUUUUCUAGAAGUGAUACUUUGAAUACUCACAAAUCUGUUCAUGCUGGACAGAAACCAUACCCGUGUGAUAUCUGUGGUAAAUCCUUCUCUCACACAUCGUCCCUAACUAAACACAGAAGUAUCCACACAGGGGAGAGACCGUACCAUUGUCAGAUUUGUGGUAAAUCAUUCCCAGAUAAAAGCAAAUUACAGAGACACAUAUAUGUCCAUACAGGAGAAAAACCCUAUGGCUGUAAUAUCUGUGGCAAAUCAUUCAGUCAAAAUGUUGACUUAAAUAAGCACAUACGGAUUCACACAGGGGAAAAGCCAUAUCACUGUGAUAUCUGUGGUAAAUCUUGCUCUACAAGCAGUGACUUAAUUAAACAUAAGCGUGUUCAUACAGGAGAAAAGCCAUAUCACUGUGAUAUCUGUGGCAAGUCUUUCUCGGAAGGCAGUGCUUUACAUAAACAUAGGCGUAUACAUACAGGAGAGACACCAUAUCACUGUCAUGUUUGCGGUAAAUCAUUUUCUGAUGGUAGUACCUUAACUAAGCACAAAAAUAUUCAUACAGGGGAAAAACCAUAUCAGUGUGAUAUCUGUGGUAAAUCAUUUUCUAAAAGCCAUACCUUAACUAAGCAUAAACGUAUCCAUACAGGAGAAAAACCAUAUCAAUGUGAUAUCUGUGGUCAGUCUUUCUCCAGGAAUGGCUAUUUAGCUAAACACAAACACACUCAUAUUGGUGAGAAAACAUAUCACUGUGUUAUUUGUGGGAAAUCAUUCUCUCAAAGUAAUGACUUAUCCAAACACAAACGCACUCAUACAGGUGAACGACCAUAUCAUUGUGCUAUCUGUGGAAAAUCUUUCUCUCAAAGUAACGACUUAUACAGACACAAACGCACUCAUACAGGUGACAAGCCAUAUCAGUGUGACAUCUGUGAGAAAGCAUUCUCUACCAAUAGAUACUUAACUAAACAUAAAUAUAUUCAUGCAGGAGAGGGACCGGAUGUCCAUGAUAUUUAUAGUGAAUCAUUCUCUUCUGGUGAAGCUUCAAUUAUUCACAAACCCAAUCCUGCAGCUGAGGAGACGUAUCAGUGUGAUAUCUGCGGUAAAUCAUUUUCUCAACAAUAUUUAACUAUACACAAACGCACUCAUACAGGUGAGAAGCCAUAUCUCUGUGUCAUCUGUGGGAAAUCUUUCUCUCAAAAUGUUCACUUAACUCUACACAAACGCACUCAUACAGGUGAGAAGCCACAUCACUGUGACAUUUGUGGAAGAUCAUUCUCUCAGAUAAGUACCUUGUCUAAUCACAAAUAUGUUCACAGAGCAGAAAAACUGUACCUCUGUGAUAUUUGUGGCAAAUCAUUCUCUAGAAAGUUUGAAUUAACUAGACACAAACGUCUUCAUAUACAGGAGUGACCAUAACACAGAUAUUUUUUGGUUAUUUCUCUUGAACAUGCCUCACACCUGUUUAUACAAUAUAGAAUACACAUCAACUUGAUAUUUUAUAAAUAAAUUUCUGUUGGUGAUGGCUAAACAAGACACGAACAUAUUAAAAUGAAAGAAAAGCCAUAUCACUGAUAUCUGUACACAAGAAAGAAGCUGUAACAAUGUCAUAAUGGUGUUCUAACAAUAUCAUCAUCAUCAUUUAGUGUCCGCUUUCCAUGCUAGCAUGGGUUGGACGGUUCAACUGGGGUCUGGGAAGCCAGAAGGCUGCACCAGGCCCAGUCUGAUCUGGCAAUGUUUC